UCUCUAACAAGGAUCAGUUGCAGACAACACUCUCCAGAAGGGGUAAACAGCUUCCUUUCCCUGAAGGCUAGAGGACUCUUAUUUCUCAGACUCGUGGCACCACGAAACCUUUAUUCGCUGAGGUCAAGGACUAGGACACUCGAACCACCUGUGCGGCUGAGGAAACUACAUUACCCAGAUGGCAAUGUGCCUAACGGUGGCGGAGUUGACCAAUGAAAGCCCAGGACAGGAGCAUUUCCAUGCGGACGCACCAGGUCGGGGCGGGACUUCCGGCGUCCUCCUCGUGGCGGUCAUUUUGGCUUUUCUGGAGUCUUCACUUUGCGGUUUCGGAGCCCCCGGUCGGCGGCAGAAGCGUUCUCCCCGCUACAAAGAGACGGUUCUAAGGCUUGGAGGCGGCGCGCCCCGGGGUGACCCGCAGCAGGCUGAGAUCAAGAUCUCACCCACAGCCCUGCUCCGCCCACCGAGUCCUAUGGCGGCGGCCGCGCCCAGGGACCCGGCUCAGGGUAUGAAUUUUGAGGACGUGGCCAUUGACUUCUCCCAGGAGGAAUGGGGGCUCCUUGAUGAAACUCAGAGACUCCUGUACUGUGAUGUGAUGCUGGAGAACUUUGCACUUGUAGCAUCGCUGGACCUUCACCAGCAACAGAGGCAUGGCAGUUGGGAGAAGCCCUGGAAAAGAGAUGUGGCCAGGGCCUCGUAUGUGACAAGCUGCAACUUCUGUGUGUCAGGGCAGCCUUUCACAUGUAGGAAGGUUGGAGAGGACUUCCCAGCGACCUCGGGACAUCUUCAGCUCCAGACCAGUCCCAACAGUGAGGAGCCACACCGUGGCAACCAGAGUGGAGAGGCCUUUCACAGUGGAAAAAGUCAGUACAACGGGGGUGAAUGUGAAAAAGCUGCCAGCCACAACCAUGGACUUGAUCAACAUCAGAGUGUUUGCUCUGGAGAAGGGCUUUAUGAGUGUGGCAAAGGUGGGAAAGCCUUCAGCUCGAACUGCAGCCCUGUGCAGCACCAACAAAUUCACAGUGGACAAAGGCCAUAUGAGUGUGGUGAAUGUGGGAAAUUCUUGAGCCAAAUCUCUGGCCUUAUUAAAGACUGGAGAAUUCACAGUGAUAAAGAGCCUUAUGGAUGCAGAAAUCGUGGACAGUUUCUUACCCAUAACUUCAGUUUCAUAGAACACUGGAGAAUUCACACUAGAGAAAGAACUUACGAAUGCAGUGAAUGUGGAAAAGUCUUUAUCCACAGAUCUAAACUCAUUCACCAUCAGAGACUACACACUAGAGGAAUGCAUUAUGGGUGUGGUGAAUGUGGGAAGUCUUUCAGCUACAAAUCCAACCUCAUCGAACACCAUAGAGUUCACACUAGAGAAAGGCCUUAUGAGUGUAGAGAAUGUGGGAAAUCCUUUAGACAAAGCUCUAGCCUUUUCCGACACCGGAGAGUUCACACUGGAGAAAGGCCAUAUAAUUGCAGCGAAUGUGGGAAAUCCUUUAGACAAAUCUUUAACCUCAUUCGACAUGGGAGAGUUCACACUGGAGAAGUGCCUUACAAGUGUAGUGAUUGUGGGAAAUCUUUUAGCUGCAAAUCUGAACUCAUUCAGCACCAGAGAAUUCACAGUGGAGAAAGGCCUUAUGAGUGCAGUGAAUGUGGGAAGUCCUUUAGACAGUUCUCUAACCUCAUUCGACACCGGAGUGUUCAUACUGGAGAAAGGCCUUAUGAGUGCAGUGUUUGUGGGAAAUCCUUUAGCCGUAAAUUUAUCCUUAUUCAACAUGAGAGAGUUCACACUGGAGAAAGACCUUAUGAAUGCAGUGAAUGUGGAAAAUCCUUUACCCGAAAAUCUGACCUCAUUCAACACCAGAGGAUUCAUACUGGCACAAGACCUUAUGAGUGCAGCGAAUGUGAGAAAUCUUUUAGGCAGCGCUCUGGUCUUAUUCAACACCGGAGAGUUCAUUCUGGAGAAAAGCCAUAUGAGUGUGGGGAGUGUGGGAAAUCCUUUAGCCAAAGUGCUAGCCUUAUUCAACACCAGAGAGUUCACACUGGAGAAAGGCCUUAUGAAUGCAGUGAAUGUGGGAAAACCUUUAGCCAGAGUUCUAGCCUCAUUCAACACCAGAGAGGUCACACUGGUGAAAGGCCUUAUGAGUGCAGUGAAUGUGGGAAGCCCUUUACCCACAAAUCUGACCUCAUUCAACACCAGAGAGUUCACACUGGGGAAAGACCUUAUGAAUGCAGUGAAUGUGGGAAAUCUUUUAGCCGCAAAUCUAACCUCCUUAGACACAGGAGAGUACACACUGGAGAAAACCCUUAAAUGUGAGAAAUGUUAGAAUUCUGUGUAUUAUUGAUGAGUAGCAUUCUAUUUUGUCGAUAAUGACUUUAUCCACGCAUCUGUUCUGGACAUACAGGUUAUUUCCAGGUUUGGGGUAUUUACAAAUAAAGCUGCUAUGAAUAUUUACAUUCA
Molecule: messenger RNA, 2446 nt
Organism: Leptonychotes weddellii (Weddell seal)
Lineage: Eukaryota; Metazoa; Chordata; Mammalia; Carnivora; Phocidae
Biological process (GO): regulation of DNA-templated transcription
Source: RefSeq, a predicted model, not a curated record